Molecule: messenger RNA, 851 nt
Organism: Aspergillus ibericus CBS 121593
Lineage: Eukaryota; Fungi; Ascomycota; Eurotiomycetes; Eurotiales; Aspergillaceae
Product: DUF3759 domain-containing protein
Exons: 3
Coding region: 260-655 (131 amino acids)
Source: RefSeq, a predicted model, not a curated record
CACUCACUGGAUGAGAUCUGCCCUCGAUCCACCCCCUGGAGCCAUGCCCCAACCUUUGAGCCAUUUCCGUGCGAAUGAGGCAGUGGGGCACGGGUGAUGGCGAUGGAGGGGCAGCCAGAGCUGAGGGUUGAGGGCUGGGUCGGUUGUCUAGGCACCACGUAUAUAAGAGCCUCUGUCCCCUCCUGUCGAGUCCUUUUCUUCUCAUCAUCCACCACUACUUUCUACCUCUCUCACCUUUCUCUACAAUCCAUCAAUCACCAUGGCCUGGGGCUGGGAACAAUCCGACGACGCUCACCGUGAGGUGUACGGCGAGAAGAAGCACGAGGGUCACGUCUCCCACCAGUUGAUCGCCGGUGCCGCUUCCUUCGAGGCCAUGAAGCUCUUCGAGGACCACCAGCGCAAGCAGGGCAAGACUGUCAGCCACUCCUUCGCCAAGGAGGCCAUUGCCGGCCUCGUCGGUGCUGAGAUCGAGAAGCUCGCUGAGACCAAGGGUCUGGACGAGGUCGACAAGAUCAAGGCUCACCACCACGCCAAGCAGAACGCUCAGGAGAUGUACGAGCAGCACUACGAGCAGCGCCACGAGGCCCCCGAGUUCGACCCCGGCCGUUUCCCUCCUCAUGACCGCUUCGGUCCCGGUGGCCGUGGCUGGCACUAAACCUGUGCGAUGGACCACUGGUUGGAGCCAUCGACGGGGAUGUGAUGAUUGUGUUGGAAUGAAAUGAAUAACCAUGGGAUGGCAGUGCUGAAACAUGGCAUGUCCUGCAUGUAUUCUAAUAAAGCGAAACUGAUAUCCAAAUGAAUACCAAGAAUACCGAUAAACACCAACUUUGAAGUACUUCAAACAAACAAAC